CGCCAUUAGAGGGAGGCGGAGAGGGAGUGCUCUUCGUCUUUCCUCGGGUGCCUGACGUGGUGGCGGGGGCCUUUCAUUUUCGGACUUCCCUCUGCCCUUCCAGGCUUCGCCCGGAGGCGGGAGUAGAGACAGUGCCUGGGGUUGGCGGGUCGGUGCGGAGGGGCCUGCGCCGGCCGCGGCUGUGAAGGCGCUGCGGCGGCUGUGGGGUGCUCGGCGCAGCUCUAGGGCUCGGGCGGCCGGGAAGCGGGAUGGCUGCGGCCGGCAGCAGCGGCGGGGCGGCGGCGGGCAGAGCCUACUCAUUCAAGGUGGUACUGCUGGGGGAAGGCUGCGUGGGGAAGACGUCGCUGGUGCUGCGCUACUGCGAGAACAAGUUCAACGACAAGCACAUCACCACUCUGCAGGCAUCAUUCUUAACGAAGAAGUUAAAUAUUGGUGGGAAAAGAGUAAACCUUGCUAUAUGGGAUACAGCAGGUCAAGAGAGAUUCCAUGCAUUGGGUCCAAUUUACUACAGAGAUUCAAAUGGAGCUAUUUUAGUUUAUGAUAUAACAGAUGAAGAUUCCUUUCAGAAGGUAAAAAACUGGGUCAAAGAAUUACGGAAAAUGUUGGGAAAUGAAAUCUGUUUAUGUAUAGUUGGUAAUAAAAUAGACCUGGAAAAGGAGAGACACGUUUCCAUUCAAGAAGCAGAAUCGUAUGCAGAAUCUGUGGGAGCAAAACAUUAUCAUACUUCAGCCAAACAGAACAAAGGAAUUGAGGAACUCUUUCUUGACCUUUGUAAAAGGAUGAUAGAAACAGCACAAGUGGAUGAGAGAGCAAAAGGCAAUGGCUCCAGUCAACCAGGAUCUGCAAGGCGAGGUGUACAGAUUAUUGAUGAUGAACCUCAAGCCCAGAGCGGUGGUGGAGGGUGCUGUUCUUCUGGAUAAUUGUUCACACUUAAGAAGUUAAACAAACUGUGGAUCAUUGCCCUCAACAUGAAGACUGCCAUAUUCCAAGUCACAUUAUUUUACCAAUGGAAUUAUAGAAUUAACAGUAUUUUAAAUUAUGUUUAUAACACUGCAGAGACCUUAAGUGCUAAACUUAGUGGAGUUUGUGACCAGAGAAUUGGCAUUUUUCUACAAAUGUUAACAAAGCAAUUACCAAUGGCCUUUUUACAUAUUUUUUUUCUUUAAUAGGGAAUAAUAUGCAUGUAGAAAAGACCUACUUAAAGGCUUCAUUUAUAUUCUUUUAAAUCAGAUCUUUAUUUAAUAACUUAUAUAUGUUGUUGGAAUGGUAUACAUUUUUGCAGCCCUUUGUAUUUUGUGGUAGUUUGAAUUGUAUCACUUCCAGAAAAUAGCAAACUGUUUUUGUUUCUUUUUUUCUUCAUUAGCAGAUACCUGAAGUACUAUUUUUGCAGGGUUUGCACAGGCCCCUUAACUGUCUACUACUUUGAUAUAAUCUAUAUACAACCUGUAUGCUGAGCUGGUAAAAUACAUUGUAAAAUUACAUAUUAAAUAUUUUAUCUGCUUUUACAAGCGCAAGGUGCAAAAAUAUAUACAAUAGUCUCAUUGAUGACUGUAAAGUGAAUUAACAUUUGGUGAUAAUGCCUAAGCUUUUUGACUCUGAUAUAAAGAUCAUAGCUCCCCUUCACUUUUGUCUUAACUUGAAAGUGGCGUGUUUAAAUUUUCACAUAUACUUUACUUGAAUUAUUGCUGUUGUCAUAUUUUUUGCCUCUGUAAGUCUUUCUGAUGAUUGAACAACAGCAUUUGCCUUUUGGUUUGUUGGGGUUUUUUUUGUUUUUUUGUUGUUUGGGGGGGAUUUUUUUGGGUAAAAGAGAUGAAUUCUGCUGAUUUUGCUUUGGAGUGGUUACCUUAGAAGUAUUUGAGUGGAGCAUGCUGAGUUUCACUUCUGCAAUGGUUUUAGUUUUCUCUCAGACUUUAUGUAAGGUGGGUUCACUGGCAUGAGAAGAGAGGAGGAGGUCCCAGAGAGUUGCCACUCGCCAAGACUCAUUCAUACAGCAUGUUAGUAGGUAGUUUAUUCUCCUGGGGCAGCACUGUUAAACCCUUUGUGAGCAAAUUGUAUUUGUUCAUUGCUUGCCGGAGACGAACACAGAAAAGUUUGUUCCAUUUUAUGAGUUGUCCUUCUGAGUUUCUGUGAAGGGAAACAUUUCAUGUAAUGUGGUUAUAGCGAACACUGGAAAGAUUUAUUAUAAAAUUUUAUUCUUGUAUACUUUGUAAAUUAGUCUCAUUAGAGGGUUUUUUUUUUCCUUAAGCAUAGGACUGAACUUAAAUUUGUUAAUUUUAAUAGAAUCAGACACUGCUCACAGAAGGAUCACAAAUUGUGGAGAUUAACAUAAAUUGUUCUUGUUCUAAUAUAUAUAUAUUUUUCCAUUUCUGUCAUGCUUGGAAAACUAGUAAAUGUUAUGUCUAAGAUAAAAUGGAAUGGUCCCUGGAUUUACUUCUUAUAAGAGGCAGUAGUAUGCAAUAAAGUUGUUAGCAUGAGCAAUUAAGAGGAUAUAAAGAGGUUACAGUUACUAAAGAAGUACUACCAUAUUUUUAAGUUAAUAGCUUAAACUUUCCCAAAUGGGUUUAAAGUUGAAUUGACACCUAGAUGUUACGAUGCUAGAAUUUUAACUUUUAGUAUUAAGUGUUCUGUGAGCCCUCACUUUACCUUCUUUAGUUACUCUCCUUGCUAAACUCAACGCACUGAUCUCCGUUGUGUGUGUUUGGGGAGGGUAGGGUGGGAAAAAUCAGGGAGAUAAGCUAAAAUUGUUUUGUUUUGUUUUUAAUCUGUAUAAUCUCUCAGUUUCCUGUGAAGUUUGUGUUUAUGCAGGGCAGCAGGGGAGACAAGGGGAAUCAUGAGUUACAAAUACAGGAAAGAUUGUUUCUGUCCCCUUGGUUCUAACACGUAGUAAAGAAAGCCUUGCCAUUUCUACUAGUAUACAUGCACAUGGGAAAUAAGCUGUUCUUUGGAGUGAAAUAUUUUUUAUACUAAUUAGAGAUGAAAUUGAGCUUUAUUCCAAAAAGUGAAGUCUUAAAGCCUGAUAAUUGGAGAGUUGUACUCUUGAUUUUUGACCCUAUAUUAGUGAUACUAAGUCCAGACAGGAACCUCUGCUCCGGAGUCGCCAGGUAAUUAUUGAUGGGAUAAAACCACUCUCCAUACAUUUUUUCCUUUACUCUCCCUUGGUUUCUGUGUAUCUUUCCUAAUCUCAAGCAUUUCUUCUUUUUUUGACCUAUAAUUUAAGCUAAUUCAUUAGCAACAAUAAAUAAAAUAGCAUAUUUGUCCUUGUCCUGAGGCCUGAGAGGCCUUUAGGUAGGAAUAGGAUAAAAGAGGAAUGAAAGAGGACCAGCCAGUUGCCGUAUGUGCAUAAAGGAGAGGUCAAGAGGGGGUAAACUAAGGCUGAGGAAACUUCUCUAAUACUUUCUUCACCUCUCUAACAUAUCUUUUGUGUUCCUGUCCUUAUAAAUUGUGCUAUUAGGAGGAAGACACAAGUUACUGUAUUGUGUAUUAAAAGUAGGUAGGUAGAACCAAUAUAUUUUUCAACUAGUAAGUGUAUAUGUUUAGUCUAUAUAAUUAAAAAUUGGUAUAAGAUAGUCAUUAAAAAUACCUGAAUAUUAUGUUAAAAGUACACAAUCAUUGUUUCUGUAAUGGUGAUGGGUAUUCUGCAUCUUGUUUUGCUUUGUGAUUAUAGAGGAAAAUACUGUUUUUAAAAAUGUAUAUUGCAACAGUUUUGGGGUAAACAGCAGUCUGAAAAAAAGCAUCACGUUAUUGUAUGAAAUAUGAGUGUUUGAACUUGUUUUGUUCUGGGGAUAGCUCCUGAAAAUACCCUAAAGCUAUGGCUGUUACAGCUAAAUUGAUGGGGUUUGUUUGUUUUGUUUGUUUGUUUAGUACUAGCCGUAUAUUAUUAGUGAUUACUUUUUAUUUGGCAUUAAAUUAAGAAAUAAUGAUACAGGUUUUCAGUAAGAAAAGAUAAAAUUUGGGACACGUGAAAGGAUAGUGAGGAGGGAAUGGAAAUCAGGUAGUUAUGAAACUCUACAACCUGACAUUUUUAUAAUUGUUUUGAAAAUACAUUAUCAAAUCAUUUCUAAAUAAGGCAAUUUAUGCAUUGUGCCAAAUAUUUGCAACAUAUAAAAAAUGAAUUGUGAUACUAUGUCUUUUAAUGUAAUUUGCAAUUUUCUAUAUUAUAAAUGCUACAAGGAGUCUAGAUCAUGGAUGUUAUCUCCAAAUAGAAUUUACCCUUAUAAUUACCACUUACAUUAUCUCCAGAAGUGGUUUGAUCUGUGCCUUUAACUUUUGAAAUUCAUCUUUUGACUUCUGUUUGCCAUUAUAGUUUUCUUUAUAGAUGCAGUUUGGCAGAGAGGGACUACAUACUGUGACUAUUGAAGAUGUUGAGUUCUUCUAUGAAAGGGUAUAGAUGGUUGCAACCAGCAGGAGCCUUAUAAUAAUGUCUGGAGAUACAGAGACUAAGUAGAUCUUUUUUCUUUUCUAAAUUACAAAAUGUGUUACCUAGAUUUUAAUAACUAAAAGCUGGGAUUCAUUGAAUACAUACAUUUACUUGAUUUCAUAAUAGGCGUUGAUUCUAGUAUGUUGCUGUUCUGUAAUUUUCAGUUAACAAAAACAAUAAUAUAUUUGGUGUUGUGGACCAAAGUUUAUGUUAUACAAAUGUUUGACUUUGAUGGCUUUUCCCUUUUCAAAGGAAACAAAUUAGAAUUCUGAGCAAAUUUUUCUAAAUGCAAGCAUUUCAGCAUUAAUCAUAUGUAAUGAAAACAAUUUAGAAUACUCUUAAGAGUUUCCAAUUUCAAGCAACAGUGCUUUGCUUCUAAACAAAUAUCACUUUAAUUUGAUAGACUUUUAGCACUGCUUGUGCUCUCUGGGACUUAGAUACCAUCUCUCUUCUGAGAAGCUGAGUGUGCUUUGAUAUGUUAACCUUGCUGCCACAACUUUUUCUCUGCAGUACAUAAAUGAACAUGGCAAGUUGAUGUUACACAGCACACCCAGUAAGAAUCGUACUCUUAAAGCAUCUUCUCCUCUUCAGAGGCCUGCUCAUACCAAAUGCAUCACAUUAAAGCCAAAAGAUGAACCUGCCUACCUUCAUUCCCAUUGUAUCAGUUCUCACCUUGAUUUUGAUACUUCUGACAACUGUUAUCAGCUCUUCAUUAUCAAAUACUCAAGAAAAAGCUAAAAUGACUUUCUUAAAUUUGAGCCUGUGUAGACCAAUGAGAGAAAGGUGAGGGACAGCAGGGAUAAAAUAUGGUAAUGUUGAAAUAUAGGCAACAGUGGUAUUUGCUAAACUGAAUCUUCGGUAGCAAACUAUUUUAAGGAAUCAUCAUAUGUAGUACUUCCUAGAAAUGUAAAAGUUCUUCACUUUGUAUUUAAUUAUCUGAGAAUAUAUUCUAGGAAAAAGAAUAAAAAGUACUCCCCUCCCAGAUGGAAAAUAUUGCUCUGUAGUAUAUACUCUUCAAUUACCUUUUUGCUGUGCAUUUAUAUACAUAUAUUUACCUAUAGAAAUACAUAGUUUUAUGGGUUUUAAAUUUUUAUAUACAUAAAUUCUGUCUUACUAUG
Zalophus californianus (California sea lion) is the source of this 5535-nucleotide messenger RNA. RefSeq names its product RAB21, member RAS oncogene family (gene RAB21). Lineage: Eukaryota; Metazoa; Chordata; Mammalia; Carnivora; Otariidae. The record is from RefSeq and is a predicted model, not a curated record. Gene Ontology annotation, biological process: Rab protein signal transduction. Gene Ontology annotation, molecular function: GTP binding; GTPase activity. The transcript is spliced from 7 exons. Bases 249 to 920 code for a protein of 223 amino acids.